Penicillium macrosclerotiorum is the source of this 1356-nucleotide messenger RNA. Its product is annotated as putative tetracycline transporter. The transcript has 2 exons. The coding region runs from base 1 to 1356 and encodes 451 amino acids. Gene Ontology annotation, cellular component: brush border membrane. The record is from RefSeq and is a predicted model, not a curated record. Gene Ontology annotation, biological process: transmembrane transport. Gene Ontology annotation, molecular function: transmembrane transporter activity. NCBI's taxonomy places the organism in Eukaryota, Fungi, Ascomycota, Eurotiomycetes, Eurotiales, Aspergillaceae.
AUGGCUAUUGCUGGCGCCCAGCGUAAACAGGUCUUAAAAGUUUUGAUUAUCUCGCUACUGUUGGACCUGAUCUCCUUCACCUUCAUCCUCCCGUUGUUCCCGUCGCUCCUCGCGUUCUACCGCGCCCAAGACCCCUCACCGGACUCCGUCCUCAACCGCGUCUUCCACUAUCUCAACGCCUACAAAAAUGCUUUCGCCCGCCCCAUCGACUCGCGCUAUGAUAUCGUUCUUCUCGGUGGAGCCCUUGGAUCUCUUUUCUCUUUCCUCCAAGCCCUCGUUGCUCCCAUAAUUGGCCACUUGUCCGAUCGCCACGGCCGUCGUCGUGCCCUGUUGACCGCGAUGGUGGGGAAUAUCUGCAGUGUUGCCCUCUGGGUUUCUGCGACCGACUUCCGUACCUUCCUGGCUAGCCGGGUUGUCGGUGGCCUAAGCGAAGCCAAUGUCCAACUGGCCAAUGCCAUUGUUGCCGACGUGACCGAUGAAUCGCACCGUAGCGCGUCGAUGGCUCUUAUCGGGGCCUGUUUCAGCAUCGCUUUCACAUGUGGUCCGAUGUUAGGCGCGGCGCUCAGCACGGUGGAGGUUGUGGCUGCCAAUCCCUUCGUAACUGCGGCGCUAGUGUCACUCGGGCUCAUAGUCCUGGAGACGGUUUAUCUUUGGGCCUGCUUGCCAGAGACCCAUCCACGGCUCACGACUCUCGAGCAUGAGGAUGAGGCCGAAGCUUCCUCCAAUGAAAAGCCCAAGCCAAAGCCGCUGGCUCCGGCUUCUUAUACCCCUCGCGCGCAUACCAACAACCCUGCUAUUCUCAAUGCCCUCCACUUCCUCUUUCUGCUGCCGUUUUCUGGUCUGGAGUUCUCUCUUCCCUUUUUAACCGCAACUCUUUACGCUGAAACUACCUCGGCUAGUCCUGCCGCUUUGAAUGGUCGUCUUCUCUCUAUGAUGGGCCUGAUUGCAUCUGUUCUACAGGGCACUGUGGUGCGUCGUCUGCCCCCGCUGGUCACCGUCCGAGCAGGUGUCAUUGCCUGCGCACUGUCAUUUUUCUGUUUCGCACAUAUAUCUUCGGUUUCGGGCCUUUAUGCUACUGGUGGCUUGCUGGCUGUGACCACUGCUACUGUUGUCACCGGCCUGAACAGUCUCGGUAGCUUUGAGGCUCAAGAUGCUGAUCGUGGCGCCGUCAUGGGCCGCCUUCGUGGCUGGGGCCAAGCUGGACGUGCGACUGGUCCGAUUCUGUUCAGUACCUUAUUCUGGUGGGCUGGUCGCGAGGCAGCUUAUACAGUCGGCGGAGUAGCGAUGUGCGUAGUCGCUGUGUGCGUCUUUGGUCUCCUAAAAUCACCGCCGGUGCGGCAUGCGAAGACAGAAUAA